Messenger RNA from Ceratina calcarata, 1764 nucleotides. Its product is annotated as centrosomal protein of 135 kDa-like. Lineage: Eukaryota; Metazoa; Arthropoda; Insecta; Hymenoptera; Apidae. The record is from RefSeq and is a predicted model, not a curated record. The coding region runs from base 581 to 1663 and encodes 360 amino acids. The transcript is spliced from 7 exons.
UUUUAUGUAAAUGCUUUAUUUCAUUGAGCUAGCUGAGUGAAUUUACUCUUAUAAUAACGGGCAGUGACGAAUGUUAUUCGAUUCAUCAUCCGUUAACUUUCUACGACUCGUCCUUCCUUACGCAUUCGGCGUUUAGUUAAUCCCUAAUAAAGUCGUUUUCGGGCCUACGUGAUCUACAAGCGCAAGUGAAAUGAAACCCGGCCACAGUGAAUAUCUUUUCGAGGACACUAUUAAGUAACUAAUUCUUGUUGCCCUUGUCCUCUUUUACUGGAACGAUGGGUGUAAUCGAAUAGACACGAACUAAAUAUUAAACACUAUGAUGAAGCAUGGUACUAGUUUUAAAUAAUCCGCUUUCACAUUAUAAAAAAUUUGGCAAGUUCCCAAUUAGUGAUUUCGUACUCUUAAUAGCCAGAGAACAAGUGUAUCUAAAGAAAUGAAAGACAUUGUACAAAAGAAUAUAAUACAAGAUUUGAAAAGGAAUAGGAUUUGUAUAUUUCACGUAUAAUAAAAUUGUUCUUAUGUUCGAAAUAUUAGCGUAUGCGUGGACCAGAGCGUGGACCUGGAGAGACAGUUAAGAUCGAUGCAGCUGGAGGUGGAGAAUCUUCAGCGGCAGUUGCAUACGUCUUCGUACGACCGGGAGAAUGCGAUCCAGGAGAAUCGUCGGAUUCAGGACGAUUUGGCAGCAGCCACUUGCGAGGUCAGAAAUUUACAACGGGAAUUGGAGGCGUCUCGUGCCGAGUCCUUCGACCUGAAGAAACAACUUCAAACGUACGUCACCGAGGUCCGCCGGGUCGAAGAGCUUCUCAAUAGAAAGGAGAAUGAAAGGACGGAGAUGCUGAAUCACUUCAGAAGCUUAAGCUUAGAAGCAACUGUUUUGGAGAACAAUAAUCAUAGCUUAGAAUCCGAAGCGGCGGAAGCGAGAGGCGCCCUUCAAUCGGCUAGGGACCGGUUAUUGGAUUUGGAGCGACAAUUGGUUGACAAAGACUGUUUGAUAAGGGGUUAUGAAACACAGAUUAGCGAAUUGACUCAAAAUGUGGCUAGUAUGGAGACACAACUGCGUCAACAGGGGGAACAGAGACACAGGACAGAAGCAGACUUGACUGCCGUCAGAGAUUUGUGUAUGAAACUCGAUCAGCAGAAGGAUUCGCUUAUGCAGCAAUUGGAUGGUAAAGACACAAUUAAAGCGCAGUAUGAUAUGCAAAUCGCAAAAUUGAAAGCGGAACAGGCUGUAAUUCAGGAUCAAAUGGGGAAAGAUCGAGCAACUGUGGAACGGCUCGAAAUGCUAUUAGAUCAAGCGAGACAGGAAUCCAUAACCGCGCAGGCUAACAAUCAAGAGCUACAAAACGAAAUGACUAGGAUGAGGCUGAAAAUGUCUGAGCUUCAGGAAAAAUUAUCUUCAGAAUCGUCAAAGCUACGGCAGUAUCAAACGCAAGCGGCGGAGUACUGCAAGCAAAUUAGCGAACUCCGUAGACAAGUUACAAACGAGAGAUUUGAUCGCGCGAAAAAGGACGAAGAGAGUCGCAGAUCAUUGGAAGACUCCCCCGAUCCGCUUCCCCAAACUCCACUUCCUAAUAAUCAAGUUCCUAACGAGUGCGACACUAAAUGCAGGUCUUUAAACUCAACACCCGACAGUUUUAACGUAGAUCUAAACGUGGUAAUAUAAAAGUCGUUUAACGCUAGCCUGAUCGAUAGAUAUUUGCAGAGCGAUGCGUACAGGGAACGCGCCGGCGGGCAAACAGAGAGAAGCGGAUCGAGGAUCACCGC